This is a messenger RNA of Arachis duranensis, 2079 nucleotides long. RefSeq names its product vacuolar-sorting protein BRO1-like. Gene Ontology annotation, biological process: negative regulation of stress fiber assembly. The record is from RefSeq and is a predicted model, not a curated record. The transcript is spliced from 3 exons. Lineage: Eukaryota; Viridiplantae; Streptophyta; Magnoliopsida; Fabales; Fabaceae. Bases 30 to 932 code for a protein of 300 amino acids.
ACCAUGAUCGGAAGUUGUUGAACACGGAAAUGGUGCUGUCAAUCCCACUGAAGAAGACUAAUCCGGUGGAGCUGUACCUGCCGUUACGCAAGUUGGUAGCCUCAGAAUACUCGGAGAGCGAUGCAGAAAAAGUUGAAAGCGUUCUGGAAACCCUAAACAAAUGCCGCAGGGACAUGGUGGAGCGUAGAGGGGACCUCUCCCUUCCCAUGCAACGUGACUGCCUCAUCCACUACUUCAAAUGCCUUUGCAUGGUUGAGCCACUCUUCAACCCUGAGCAUAAGGAUGGGGUCUCCUCACAGCGCAACGCCAUCCAAUUGGAGAAGGCCGCUGUUCUCUUCAACAUUGGAGCCAUCCACAGCCAGAUUGCUGCCUCUUGCGACCGUACCACCGCCCUUGGCCGUCACCUUGCAAUGGACGCCUUUAGAGUUGCCGCCAAUUUCUUCGACAUACUCUGGAAGGAUUUUGCCAAGGACGUGGUCUCCGCCACCCUCGAUUUGACUCCACUCUUCGCGCAGUUUCUGCACUACCUCUUCCCCGCUCAGGCUUCCGAGCUCGAAUUACAGCAACAACUCAACAACAACGACGCCAGUAACGCUUUCCAAAAACACGAAUGUGCCGGGGAGUUUGUAUCGGUUUAUGGGCUUUAUUUGAGUGCAUGUUUAGUGAUAUCUAAGGUUUCGGGUGCCGCUGUACGGAAACAUGUCUACUCUUUUGACCGAACCUGGGUAACUCAUCUUCGCCAGAAGAUGAAAUUCUUUCAGCCGGAGGUUCGUCAGAGGAGGAAAUCAUCCUUCCUACCCGAAUCCGAGGGACCUGAUGUAUACUCAUGGGUCACAUCUUGUGCUCCUGAUGAUGAUGCAGAAUGUGUCACUGAGAUUUUAGUUAGAGGGUUUUGCAGGGGCUCGAUGAUGCCCGUGCUACCAAAAAAAUGAACAAAUAUGCAUUGACCUGAUCCUCUCAGAGUACAACCCUUUCAAGCUUAUGUAGGAUGGAAAGCUGGUGGCUUACCCAUGGGACAUGCCUCCUCCUUAUCCAACAAAUUAGGCAAUUCUCUCAUCUUCGGUGUCUUCUUCGCCGUUCUCACAUAUUCAUGCACUCCUUCCUUUGAAGAAGAGUGAGCCCUUGAAUCUCUAUGAGUCCCUGCGCAGUUACUUUGUCCUCAAAUACUCUGAGAGCAUGGCAAAGAGAGUAGAAGGCCUUGUCGCAAUGGUACACAAAUUGCGCAAUCAGAUGCUGCGUGAUGACCUUUCUUUGCCCUUUCGCCGUGACUGCCUCAUCCGUUAUUUCAAAUGCCUUUGCAUGAUUGAGCCUUUCUUUCCUAUGAAUGGCUCACCCAACCCACAUAUCUUUGUUUGGUACAAUGCAAUUGACCCGUAACAGGACUCUUCUCAACAUAACAUCCAUUUGGAGAAGGCCUCUGUUCUCUUCAACCUGGUAGCCCUCUGCACCCACAUUGCUCUCUCCUGCGAUCUCUCCACCAACCAUGGCCAUCGCCUUGCCAUGGACGCCUUAAAGGAUCCUUUAACUUGGAUCUUUCGACUGUGGUUGAAUUCUAACAAUGUAUCUGGCACGUUUGACUUGUCCCAACAAUACAUCAGUAUGAUAAACAAUGAGAUUGACAAGUUGAAAUUGAAGUUUUGUCAUCCCCAAUCUGAUGUAUCAUCAUUAGCUGGAUACCCUGCUUCAACUUAUGAUCCGUCGAGUGAUGUCACCGAACAGUUUCUUUUAGGGUAUUGGAAGGCUCACUCCCUGCUUGGAGUGUUUUGUGAAGCACCAUGCUUGGACCUUCUCUCUGAGGUUAGCCCUGUCAAGAUUAAGGAUGGAAAUCUUGUGGCCAAUGUAACCUGGGAGGCACCAAAUUUGGCAUUGGAGAACAUGAGCUUGCAGGAGACACAACAUUAACAUUCCCGUUGAGAAAAACUAAACAAGCUUUAGAAAUGAACUUUACUUUUUUUUUUAAUUGGAUGUUGGAACUUUGUUUGUUGAUGCUAGAACUCUUCUUAUGAAAUAUUAUCCUCGUGAUUUUGUUGGUUGAUGUAUGAAUAUAUUCCUUUUUAUUCAUCACCAAGCAGCGAUUUG